Molecule: messenger RNA, 1017 nt
Organism: Ilyonectria robusta
Lineage: Eukaryota; Fungi; Ascomycota; Sordariomycetes; Hypocreales; Nectriaceae
Product: putative 1-aminocyclopropane-1-carboxylate oxidase
Exons: 4
Coding region: 1-1017 (338 amino acids)
Molecular function (GO): dioxygenase activity
Source: RefSeq, a predicted model, not a curated record
AUGGGCUACAAAGACUGGGAUGAUGACAACAAACCAGCCGAAUCGCGCGACCAUGAUUGGCAGGCAGUGGCAGGUAACUUUGAUACCAUUCCUGUGAUUGACGUCGGAAGCAUCCGGAGUGGUGACUUGGGUGAGAGACGUAAGGUGGCGGCUCAGAUCAGAGAUGCCUGUACUCAGGUUGGAUUCUUCUACAUUGAGAAUCAUGGAAUUCCAGAGGAACUACUUCAAGAAGUUUUCAAAUUGGCAGGGGAGUUUUUUGCACUCCCUUUUGAACAAAAGAUGGAAGUUUUCAUUGAUAAUAGUCCCAAUUUUCGAGGCUAUACUCCCGUGGGUGGCUCGGGGAAGCCUGGCCCUGAUGGACGAGGAAACUUGAACGAGGCGUUUGAAUGGGGCCACGAUGCAAAGCUCAAUGACGAUCCCAAUGACCCUUGCGACGACCCAUACAUGAAAGGCGAUAAUCAUUGGCCACGUGAGCCUGCUGGGCUUGAAGAAAAGUUAUCUGCUUACUAUCGUGAGGUACGAGCCUUCUGUCGCCUCCUAGCCAGCUCUGUCGCACUAUCUCUGGGCUUGGACGAGGAUUACUUUGCGGCUUGCACCUCUCACCCUGGCUGUUCAACUGUGAUGGCACACUAUCCGCCCCAGACAAAAGAGUCAGGGAACCGUGGGCUCGAUGCCCACACAGAUUCUGAAUUCUUUACCAUCCUGGCACCUGGUCCGGUUCGCGCCCUUGAGGUCGCGAACAAGGCUGGUGAGUGGAUCUCGGCACCUCCCAAGCCCGGAACAUAUAUCGUCAACGUGGGCGACCAGCUGCAGGCCAUGACGAAUGACCUCUACGUCUCGACCCGCCACCGCGUCAUGAACUACACAGGCCAAGAGCGAUACGCGGUUCCGUUCUUCUUCUCUACCAAUUUUGACCAUGUGAUCAAACCUAUUCCUGAGUUGAUCAAUGGAAACCAUGUGUCUACUCAUCCGGGGGUAACAGCCGGGCAGUCUGAGACCCAAAGCGUUACUUGCUGA